Messenger RNA from Rhipicephalus microplus (southern cattle tick), 3763 nucleotides. RefSeq lists its product as uncharacterized. NCBI's taxonomy places the organism in Eukaryota, Metazoa, Arthropoda, Arachnida, Ixodida, Ixodidae. The record is from RefSeq and is a predicted model, not a curated record.
UUUCCGCCACUUUCAUGUCGUCUGUUUCUUUCCUUCGCCGUUUAGUUGUGCUGUCAAGUUCGAACCACCACUUCAGAAUAUGCCAUCAAACUUUGACUGUGAACUUGUGCCUGAGUGUUCCAUGAAUCAAAUCAGCCUGAACAUCUUUAUGCGAGGGCGGUGAAACACUUGUGCAUAACAUCACAACAUCAAUCUGCCGGCCAGGGAAGCAGAAAACCAAGGUUGAAAAAAAAACACACCAGAGUCAAACUUGGCCUCGGAAUCAGGAAAGACAUUCGCCACCUAUGCCAACUCCUCCAUGGAAGUCAACAUAUGUCGACCAGAAAACACCUGGGGACAUAAUGCAUGAUCACGAAGUGCCAAACAAAGCACAGCUCAUGGAAAUGCAACGUCCUGCAAACAAGCAAUCCCACAUCUGCUGCUUCUGCUUCAAGUCGUUUGCCAAUAACAGCAAUCUUCAACGCCACGUUCGUACUCGGUGCAAGUAUCGCUGUGCUGAAGUUUUACCCAAUGGCACAGGUGUCGUCAAGCACAAUUAUCCAGUGCAAGAUGUUAGUUGUAAAAUGCUCAUUUGUGACCGGUGUUCCAAAGGCUUCUCCAGAAAGGCAGAUUUCGAUCGACACAAUGACCUAGAACACAGAGACGGGCAGACCAGCCACAGCUGCUACUUGUGCCCUGAAGCCUUUGACGAUGUGUUGUCUCUACGGACCCACCUCAAUGCCCACAUGUCAGACUCAAACAAGCUACGUGCCGAUAACCUGAAGCGUGAGAGCGACGAACAGCAGGAUGACUGUUUGCCAGAACCGCAGUACAGCUGCAACAUCUGCAGCGUAAUGUUUGCCGACGAAUACGCCCUCGCCGAGCAUGUACUGAUCGCACAUUCCCUCGAGCUGCUGUGCAUGGAUAAGAAGCCACUGUUCAGUAAGCAUUGUGCAGAUGAAUGCGAGGUGAUGGACGACUUUGACAAUUCAGUCCUUGAGUUGACGGCCAUGCCGUCGCAUGAUUGCAACCUUUGUGCCGAGACCUUCAAGGAUGCAUCCGGCCUUGCAGAGCACAUCGAAAACAACCAUUCAAGGGCGAGUUCUUCUCUGGACAAACAACAGGAGGAUAAUGCAAAUCAUCAUGAGGGGACAUCUGUGACGAUGGCGACUCGCCAGGUAAAGGAGCCCAUAACUCCCAUUCACCACGCAUGCCACCUCUGCCCCGAAGGGUUUGCCAAGGGCACCACUCUGCAACAGCAUGUUCACACAGUCCAUGGUGCUGUCACGAAACAUUUGGACACAAAAUUUCCUGGUUCGAGCAAGCAGAGCAACCUCAAAGAAGCCCAUUACUGCGAGGCCAUAACUCCCAUUCACCACGCAUGCCACUUCUGCCCCGAAGGGUUCGCCAAAGGCACCACUCUGCAACAGCAUGUUCACACAGUCCAUGGUGCUGUCACGAAACAUUUGGACACAAAAUUUCCUGGUUCGAGCAAGCAGAGCAACUUCAAAGAAGCCCAUUACUGCGAGGCCAUAACUCCCAUUCACCACGCAUGCCACCUCUGCCCCGAAGGGUUUGCCAAAGGCACCACACUGCAACAACAUGUUCGCACAGUCCAUGGUGCUGUCACGGAACAUUUGGACACAAAAUUCCCUGGUUCGAGCAAGCAAAGCAACUUCAAAGAAGCCCAUUUCUGCGAGGCCAUAACUCCCAUCACUACGCAUGCCACCUCUGCCCCGAAGGGUUUGCCGAAGGCACCACACUGCAACAACAUGUUCGCACAGUCCAUGGUGCUGUCACGAAACAUUUGGACACAAAAUUUCUGGUUCGAGCAAGCAGAGCAACUUCAAGAAGCCCAUUUCUGCGAGGCCAUAACUCCCAUUCACCACGCAUGCCACCUCUGCCCCGAAGGGUUUGCCGAAGGUACCACACUGCAACAACAUGUUCGCACAGUCCAUGGUGCUGUCAGGAAACAUUUGGACACAAAAUUUCUGGUUCGAGCAAGCAGAGCAACUUCAAGAAGCCCAUUACUGCGAGGCCAUAACUCCCAUUCACCACGCAUGCCACCUCUGCCCCGAAGGGUUUGCCGAAGGUACCACACUGCAACAACAUGUUCGCACAGUCCAUGGUGCUGUCACGGAACAUUUGGACACAAAAUUUCUUGCUUCGAGCAAGCAGAGCAACUUCAAGAAGCCCAUUUCUGCGAGGCCAUAACUCCCAUUCACUACGCAUGCCACUUCUGCCCCGAAGGGUUUGCCAAAGGCACCACACUGCAACAACAUGUUCGCACAGUCCAUGGUGCUGUCACGGAACAUUUGGACACAAAAUUCCCUGGUUCGAGCAAGCAAAGCAACUUCAAGAAAACCCAUAUCUGCGAUCAAUGUUCCAAGAGUUUUCGCUUCAAGAAGAACCUCACACAACACCAGGUGACACAUACGUUGUCGAGGCCUUUUGCAUGUCACCUCUGUCCAGGGACAUUCACCCAGAAGAGCAGCUUGAAGCUACACAUUCAGCGGCACUCCGGCCUCAAGCGCUUCUCGUGCCCACACUGCUCCAAGGGCUUCCUCAUCAAGGCUGAACUGCACAUUCACAUGCGCACGCACACGGGUGAGCGGCCUUACGUCUGCGAAGUGUGCUCGGCUGCGUUCUCUGCGCGAGACAACCUGCGGAAGCAUGAGGCCACUCACACAGGCUUGAGACCUUUUUGCAUGUCCGCAGUGUCCCAGGUCUUUUACCAGGUGCCAGACUCUAAAACGCCACUUACGGAGGCACACGGGGGAGAGGCCCUUUGCGUGCACGUUGUGCCCGAGGAAGUUCACACGCCGGAAUCUGCUUCGUGAGCACACUGAAGCAGUCCAUCAAGUUAGAACUCCUGCCACUUAAUUGUUAUGUUAUACCUGAAGUCAACUGACUGAAUGGAACUUGUCUAUGAGACAUUCAAUGGGUUACUAAGCAGCUGGUGAAAUAAUGUCUUACAAAAAGCAAAUUUACACAAGUUGUAAACUUAUUAUCGGUCGUGUAUAUGUGCAUCAUGCAUAUUUAUUGUGAUGAUGGUCCUUGCAUUGUGACAACCUUGCUCCCCAUGCCAAAUUCGUUUCAGAAGUGUACAGCCUACGCCCCAAACCCUUCCACUUGUUUCAAUAAGAUUUGGUUUUUCAACAAUGAUGAACCAUAGUACAAGCUAGCAAAAGAACAAUAGCUCCUGGCCACCCUCUUCUUACAAUUGUGCUGUUCUGCAGCCCCCAUCACCAUUUCAUGUCCGUUUUUCUUUCCUUCUUUCAGUGUUGGAAAAUUGUGCAUCAGUGCUAGCCCAGUUUUCUAUACCGUGCUGUUGUGCAUUUCGUGUGUAAGUGUGUGUUUGUUUGUGUGUUUUAACAAGACAGUGCAAUGUAAGAUGGCUAGAAGCUAAGGCCAUGGCAUCUGUUUAUUGGCAUAACCUCGUUUAACGAGUUGAGACGUCAACUUGCAAGGGUUGUCUUGAACUCUCAAGUCUGCUGUCACUAAAAGAAAAUAAACGUGGCUUUGGCUUGACUUUAAAUGCAUGAGUGGCAUUGUGUCAUAGGCUCGCAGCAUGCUCUCACACUUUCACCAGAAGCUUUCUAAAAUUGAAAUCAUUUGGAAACUCCAGCACUUCUGAAAAGCAGAGACUACAUGUUUGUGCUUGGUGGACAAGGCAAGAGCAAUGUGCCAGCGAUUAUAUGAUGCUAGAUGUGUAAAGAUUUUUAUGAGCCUAAUCUCAUAAAAUUAAGCAAGUUACAAGCAGUUAACUAAUGAACAAAACAAA